This is a messenger RNA of Daphnia magna, 408 nucleotides long. RefSeq lists its product as uncharacterized. The coding region runs from base 1 to 408 and encodes 135 amino acids. The record is from RefSeq and is a predicted model, not a curated record. Lineage: Eukaryota; Metazoa; Arthropoda; Branchiopoda; Diplostraca; Daphniidae. The transcript has 3 exons.
AUGACAAUUAUUGUCAAUCCUACGAUUCCAGUUAGAUACUACACCACCAAGGCACCUGAAUACUACACCACAUCAUAUGCCACUCCUAGCUACUAUACAGAGGCUCCAAAAUACUACACUACAAAGGCGCCCGAAUACUACACCACCACUUAUGCGGCUCCCAGCUAUUACACUGAGGCUCCAAAGGGAAACACCAACAAGGGAUCCUCUUUCUGGGUUUCCCCUGAAGGUCAGAAAUUCACUUUGACCUGGACCGCUGAUGAUGCUGGAUUCCAGCCCAAAGGUGACCACUUUCCCGUCGCUCCCGUCCAUGAAUACGAGCUCCCAGUUGCUCCCGUUCACGAAUACGAGCUACCCGUUGCCCCCGUCCACUUCCCUUUCAACGGCAAAGGCUACAAGAUCUACUAA